Messenger RNA from Culex pipiens pallens (northern house mosquito), 5705 nucleotides. RefSeq lists its product as uncharacterized. The transcript has a single exon. The record is from RefSeq and is a predicted model, not a curated record. The coding region runs from base 59 to 5686 and encodes 1875 amino acids. Lineage: Eukaryota; Metazoa; Arthropoda; Insecta; Diptera; Culicidae. Gene Ontology annotation, molecular function: protein binding.
UCUCAGUUCACUUUAGUACGCCUCUCCAACUGGUUUGUUUUGUUUAUCACCCUCAACUAUGGACCAAGAUAUCAUGCAAGCCAUACUGCAAAGUAUGGAACCUGGAGCAUCCACCAACCCACUGUUACUUGAAGAGUGCAACCAAGUGUCACUUCUUCACAAGGCGAUCAAACUGCAGCACGAAAAAAAGUCCGAAAUUGUGCAAUUUCUCAUCGAAUCCAGCCUGGUAGAGUGCGAUCAACGCGAUGCGGACGGCAAAACAGCGACGGAGGUGGUUCUCACGCAGCUGGGUGAUCGUGAACUUGCCAAGGCGAUGGUGAGCGCUGAGUUGGUGAACCUGUCCGAUGAACGUAGCUUCUACGUCAUGAUACGGCGUGGUUCGGUGCCGGUCUACAAGCUGUUUCUGGAGUGCAAAAGCUUCGACGGAGAGCAGAUAUUUCGCAGAGUGUCGAACGCGAUGAUCGAGUUGAACGCGAGGCGGGUUCCUAUCACGAUGGAAAUGGAAGUGUUUGUGCAGUAUCAGUUGACGCGUUUUGCCCAUAACAAUUUGUACGGGGAUGUUGGGGGAGUGAAGGAUCCAAACGAGUGGCGAACGCACUUUGCAGUGAUUGAAGAUCAUUGGCAGGCGUUGAAGAAGAAAUUCGGCGAUCGAAACUAUGCCAACGUUGACAACGAAUUUCUGUUCAGGAUCAAGGCGAUUCACAACCAUCUCUUUUUUGUAAAAGACAAGCGAUUCUUGAAGCACUUACCAGUUAUGGAAGCUACGUUUUGUCUAGCAAUUUUGGUGUCAAUUUUUGAGUGUGGUACCGAGUACGAAUUGUUCAAGUUUCUUAUCAAUAAGAUAAACAUGAUGCAGUACUUGGAGACAAUCUGUCGGCAACUGAAACUUGUGAAAGCCUAUCUAGACAAGCUGAAUGAACACAUGAACACAUUAGUGAGUGCGGUUCCCAAAGAUGAAGUGCCAUCGAAAGAACAGCUGUACGAGACAUGGACUAGCAUGAAUACUUCGAUGAAUCUCCAGGAAAAUAUCAUAAAUAGACUGAUAAGCGGACUGAAGAAAAAAGUAGAUCCAAACAUUUUUGUAAGUGAGAUUAUAGCAAGUGAAAUUAGUCAAGUUUCGGUCAACGUUAGCAGUAGAGACGGAUCAGUGUUACACAACCUCAAACGCAAUUAUUUCAGAGCCAAACAGCUCUAUUCAAUACAAAAGUGCCUGUUUCAUAUCGAAGGGAUAGCCGAAUGUCGCAAGUGUAAUGAUUCAAAAUAUCUAACGGUGCCAGCAGUCAAACGAUUGAUUCAAGUGAUUGGGGAAUCAAUCAAAAGCACCAAAAACUCCCCAAAUGUGCCUAAAGUAGUCGGAAAAAUCCUCAACACCAUGCUGACUGCCCUUUUCCCGGACACCAACAAGUAUUUUCGGGAAUUUUUCUCACACAAGUACCCGCUGGCGAAACGGUUCCUAUCCAACUCUACCGAGGCCAACCUGUUCCAUGCGAUUGCCACCCACAGCGAGUACACCGGGAUGAUAUUCGCAAUAAUAUUCAUUUGUACUUUGCUGAAUGUCAGUCGAACCCUUCUCGGGACAAUGCGAAGAUGCAGAGAUACUGCUGAACUACAAUCGUUAUUGCAAUAUGUUUCAAUUUUAACACUGCCUGAAGUUGGACAAAUGCAAUUUUUCGACAAGAUUAUGAGAAAGUUUAAAGAAAUGGAACAAACUAUAAACGCGACUGAAAUCCAUACAGUUGAAGAUCAAGACAGUGUGAAGUUCUUGCUAAAAGAUUUGCAGCGUAAAACCGGUGUAAUUGACGUUCUAAGAAAAAGCUUAUUGCGGAAUUGGCAUUUCAACUUCCUGGACAUCAAAGACGCUUGUUUAGCAAAGGCAUCGAUCUCCAAGAUUCAUCGUAUCAUUGAUUGGAAUUUGUCGUUGUCGGAGCAGAAAGAAGUCUACCAGAUUAUUUAUAAUCAAUGGAUGGAUAAUCACGUAACCCUCAGCUCGCUGCAUCCUCGCAACACCAAGCUGCUUAAUAUGGAUGGAACGGUAUUGUCAGGAGUUUUGGCCAACAUCGAACGUAAGCUGGUGGCGAUCAAAGACGAAGAAUGUAUUGAAAACACUCGAGGGAUUUUAGUAAAGCUUGGAGUAAGCAAUCCUACGAAGGAAAUGGUCGAACAUUUUCACAAACAGCUAUUAAAGUACUACGAAGAUAUCUUCUUUAUUGACAACAAGUUUAUGGCUAUCAGAAAAUUCUUCAAAUCAAAUAAACUACCCCUGAAUGAAGAAGCCCUUAAGGUGAUGAGAUCUCGCGAUGAGCAAGAUCUUCAGGACAUUUUCAACAAACGAGUUGAGGCUAUAAGAACCAUUCUCAAUGGUGCAGGAAUUUUAUCUAUUGAGGAUCUUUCAACAAAGGUGCGAAGUAUUCCGAAUCAUGUACUGAUGGCGCUGGAACUAUACCAAUUGGAGUUGUGUGAGAUGCUAAUUACGGUUGGUUACUACGGUGACAAUUUCCAGCUUCUAAAGCAUCGGAUUCCACUGAUUUAUGGAAGAAACUAUCGAAACUUCCUAGCACACGAUUCCCUCUCGUACAAUGUGCUAACGGAUAGCUCGCGUGUGAAGAUAGCUGUGAAUGCUUUGGUUUUCAUUGAAUCAAAUAUGAGGUUGUUCAAACAGAACGUUAAACCAAAAUCGAAUGAGUUCACAUUCCCUAGCGAGACUGUGGUAUUGAGUUGGACUUUGGAGCAGGUGUCCCUAGUGGAGAGCAUACAAUCUGAUGGAUGGAAUUCCAUUAAAUCAACAGAUCUGUUUGGACGUCACUGUGGAACAGUUGGUACAGUUCAACCACUUAGUUCGGACAUGACCAGCAUUGAGUUCGCCAAUCCGAAUCUGGAAAGUUUCCAAAAACUACUUGCAUUUUUCGCCGCAAAAAUAUCUGAGAACACUUCAAAGAUAACUACUCUGGGAUAUAGAGUUUGGUAUGCACUGCAGCUUGGAAAUUACGAAGAAGCAUUCAACCUCUUCAAGCAAUCCCAACCGGUUCGGAAUUCUAAGCUGCCUCAAGAGUUUUUCUCCUGGGACCUCAUUGUGGACUAUCUGCUAACAGAAAUGUCCGAUUGGGAUGAGAGGGAUGCUCUGGGAAGGACCGUACUGCAUCGUUUGAUUCAAGCUGGAAAUCGGGAAAGAGUUUCACUUUUGCUGGAAAUCAUGCCGGACAUCGAUGUUAAUGCUGCUGAUAGGAAAGAGCGCACACCUUUGGAUUACGCCAUCGAUUACGGAUGCUCGGAAUGUGUUCAGCUGCUGCUCUCUAGAAAUGCUGCGGUUUCCAGCACAAAUCAACAGUCGGGGAUUGUCUUUCACAUGAAUGACAGUUUGGUGCGCUUGUUUGCCGGAUUCAGUGAGGAGUUGCUUACUUCUCAAGCGUAUGUUAAUACAGCAGUUCGUUCGAACAAUCUCACUGCAUUGAAGUUUUUGAUAGAUAAAUUCUACAAUGACUCACACAAGAAUCUCCGUGCUGAACAUCUGAAUUCUUCUCUUGGAUUGGCGGCUUAUCUAAAUCAUUACUCCAUUGUAGAGUACCUAUCAUCUAUACCAGAUGUGAACUAUUUUUCCGAUGAAUUUAAGAUGAACGGAAACUUUGCAUUGCAUCAUGCUAUCAAUAGGAAUCACAAAAAGGUUGUGAAACUCUUACUUGAUAUGGGAGCAUCCCCAAACUGGAUCAAUGUCCAUUCUACACAGAAUCUAAACACUGCGUUUCAACUGGCUGUCAACAUAAACAACCAGAAGAUGAUAAAAAUGAUGCAAGACAUAGAUCAGUAUCUCUACCUUAGUAAUACCAACCUAAAGCAUCCCGUUCAAUGUGCCAUGCAGCAUAACUCACCGAAGCUGGUUCGUUGCCUUGGAAAAUUCGGUUUCUCACUGCUAAACACAGGUCGAAUUUUACAGAAUGCAAUUCAACGUGAUAAUACAACUAUGAUCGAUGCGAUCUUACGAGAACUGGAUUUAGCUUCAGUAUCGAAUAAGUCUUUGGCAGAUCCAGUUCUUCGUGACGUAGGUGAACUACUGACUCGUUGGAAAACGAUGGCUUAUCUUGAGGAACCUAAUGGAAAUCCGGGUCGUGAAACGAGCAUUGCUAUUGCAGUGCUGAAAGGAAACCUAACACUGCUCACAACGCUCGUGGAUCGAUGCGUUGCGGUUCGUAGCUUUGGAGAUUCAUACCUGCAUAGCAUAACUGUUUAUAAAAAUCGCAAACAGAUCAAUUCUUAUUUCUGCGAGGACAUGCUUGAAAAGCGAUUUCUUCUGUCAGAAUGUGAUAAGCUGUUGUCUACGCUGAAGAAGUGUUCAAAUCAGAAGUGCGUUGGAUCAACCAUACAGAUAACAUUCAGGAAUGAAUCGGAUGAAUUCAAUGUGAAUGGAACGUUCAGAGUGUUCAUGGAUAGUGAUUUAUUCUCAGAAAUUAUGCCGGUGACAAUUCGCGAGUCCUUCGAGAAUGACCUAGAUAAAGCGAAUCUCAGUGAAACGUGCUUCAAGCUAAUAUUGGAUCAUUUGAAGAAUCUCAACUGUAACAUCUACGGAUCAUUUCAAAAGCAUUUCUUCAUUAUCUGUGGUGAAUCCGCCUACCUUCUACAAACAGUUGAUUCACAACAAACCUUCCCUUUGAAAGCUCUGGUGAAUUUUGGAUCCUCUGAUGGAGAAACCCCACUGCAUAACUGCUACGGAGCAGAUCGUCUUGACAUAGUCAGACUACUAAUCUUUCACGGGGGCAAUCCUUUAGCUAUCAAUACAGUCGGACAGACUCCACUGCACUUAACCUUAACCGACAAAGAUGUCGAAAAAGCCAUGUACCUAUUGAAGCUCUGCGUCGACCAGGAUCUUCGAUCUCCGGACGGAACACCAGCGGCUGAACUUCCUAACGGGUUAGGGUUUCGCCCGCUUCACCUGGCGGCGAUGACGUGCAAACUAGAAGUGGUUCGAUUUCUAAUCGAUCACUGCAAUGUCGAUCUACGAGCUAAGGACGCGAUUGAAAGAGUGCCCGUGAUCUAUGCCCUGGCUGGUCCUCAUAUGGCGAUAUUGAAACUGCUGUUGGAGCGUGAUCCCGCAGCGAUCAACAUACCGGACAAUCGUGGCCAGACGACGGUGCACUACUCGGCGGUACGUUGCAACGUGGAUGUGAUCGCAAUGAUGCUGCCGUACGGCGUGGAUCUGUUCUUGUCGGACAAGAAUGGGGCUAAUCCGGUACAAGUGGCUAUGGAGAGCAAAAGUCUCGAGUGGUUGAAGGUAGUGUUCGACUAUGCAAGAUCGCAGAAGAUCGUUGGACUUCUAAAACAUUUAGGAGAAGCAGGUAUUCCUGCACUGCAUUUUACGCUUCUUUUUUCGGAACCUGAGUUGAGCACAUUAGUCGUAGAGUACGAAAUUGACGCAUCUUUAAAUGAAACUCUUUCAUUAGAAAGUCUUGAAAAAAUGAAACUAUUGUUGACAGCUCGAACGGCGGACGAGGGCUACACUCCACUGCACGUGGGGACCACGCUGGGCUUGGAAAAAUCGAUAAAGUUCGUUCUAAAGUGUCAAAACUUGUACAAUCAACAUUCGGGUGAGAAACUCAACUUGGUCACCGAUCUGUUUGACUUGAGCGGAAGAACUCCGCUGGACUAUGCUUUGGAAAUGGGUAAUGAAUCGUUGAUCAAUGUGCUUCUGGAAAACUAAUAAAUCCGGUUUGUUUGUA